AUGUCACUUCUAGCCAGUGGCGGGGUUAAAAUUAGAGUGAGUUCGGUAUUAAACAGAAAUGUCAGACAGUUUGGUAAGCAGCACUUGACCGAUAAUGAUGAGGAGACCUGCUGGAAUUCUGAUCAAGGCUCACCCCAGGUAAUCAUGGUGGAAUUCCCCAACGAGGUCUUAAUCAGUGAAUUAGUGUUGAAAUUUCAGGGUGGGUUCGUUGGUAAGGAUUGUUUGUUGUUGGGGCAGCAGCAGACGACAAACGAUGACACAAUAGAAUGGAAAGAAAUCAUGGAAUUUUUUCCUAAAGAUAUCAGCUCUGAACAGAUUUUCAAUUGCAAAGAAAGUGGAAAUCAGUUGGAACCAGUUAAAAAGUUAAAAAUCGUCUUUCAAUCGUCUUUUGAUUUCUUUGGUAGAGUAACUAUUUAUAAAUUAGACAUCAUUGGAUCUUAUGUUGUUGUAGAUAGGUGAUGAUAUUUUUAAUUAUAUAAUUAUAAAUCAAUUUCAUUUUAAUUACGUUAUAUUUCUAUAUUUAUAUUAACUAUAACAUUACUCUUAUUGUCAACAUUAACAUUACUUUAGUUAUAAUUAUACUAUCAUUUUAUUAUUUCGUUUAUUUGAAUUUGGAUAAAUAUUAUAUAAAUUGAGAAAAAAAGCACGCACGCUCACACACACGCACAAAUGACGUUGAGAACAAUUUAUUAUGACGUAAUAAUAAGAAAUAGAAAUGAAUUUUUUUAUUUUUAUACCAGAGAAAAAGUUAAGUUAGGAAAAAUUUAAAAAAAUCUUAUGAAAAUUUUAUCACAAAAUAUGAAGUACGCUAAAAUAAUUUGCCUAAUUUUUUUAAAACGUUCAAAAACAACUUAUUAAAUGUUAGAACAAAUUAUAGAGAAAAA
Helobdella robusta is the source of this 884-nucleotide messenger RNA. RefSeq lists its product as hypothetical. Lineage: Eukaryota; Metazoa; Annelida; Clitellata; Rhynchobdellida; Glossiphoniidae. The coding region runs from base 1 to 459 and encodes 152 amino acids. The record is from RefSeq and is a predicted model, not a curated record. The transcript has 4 exons.